Chaetomium fimeti is the source of this 1500-nucleotide messenger RNA. RefSeq lists its product as uncharacterized. Bases 149 to 1279 code for a protein of 376 amino acids. The record is from RefSeq and is a predicted model, not a curated record. The transcript is spliced from 3 exons. NCBI's taxonomy places the organism in Eukaryota, Fungi, Ascomycota, Sordariomycetes, Sordariales, Chaetomiaceae.
UUCAAAUCUCACAGCCUGUUUCACCCCAGCGGCGCCGCUCCCAUCAACCACCUGCAAGGCCGCAAAAUACGGAACAGUAUAUUCCGCCGGACCACCAAUCUCCGUCCCGUCCCGGCCGCGGGAUCCGAUCCAUCCACCUAGGCAGACCAUGGUGUCCUCUCACAUCAUCCGCGUCCCUCGGACCGACGAAGAGGGCGCGUUUGUUCUGGGCGAGGUAACGCCCUCGGGAUCCAAGCCGCUGAACAUCAAGUUUGUCGCCACCGAGGGAGAGGAACCUUACGUGGUCAAGUUAAGGCACGACCGGGUUGGUGAGCUGAGGGUUCCUAGUGGUCCUUGUUCGUCGGAGGAAUGGGAGAGCAUCCUGAAGGCUUUGCUUCUCGGCGCUGAGCCGAUUGAGGGGAUCGAGGCGGGCGCGGAGGCUAAUGUGGGCAAGUCGAUUACGAUCACCAUCAGGCGGCGGGUUGCAGGCAUCAACCAACGCCUUGGCGCUCUGACACUCAACCACAAAGCGGAUGAAGCUAUACAACUGUUUGACUGGUGUGGCGGCGCGGCUGUGGAAAGGGAGAAGUUCCACGAGACAGUAGUCGCUGAGAAGGCCAAAGUAUCCGACCUCGAAGCCCGCAUCACCGAACUGAGGAACCAGCUGGACGAGCUUACGGAGUCCAAGAAAGCUAGGGAGGCUGAGAUGCUGGAAAAGUUCUGCGGACUCCUCAACGAAAAGAAGGUCAAGAUCCGCGAGCAACAACGUCUUCUCAGCACCGCCCAAGUCGACCAUUCGAAGCUUGACGCGGCGCGCGCCUACCAAGCCACGCGUCCUGACAUCACACAAGACGGCAAACCGGCCGAGUCCCGGCGUGCGAAGCGCAAAGCGCUCGAGGAUGCUUCCGGGGGCGGAUCAUCUUCCGAUUCAGAUGAUGGGUUCGAAAAGGUGGCGCCCAGCACUGGUGUCGAGGAGAUGGAUGUCGAUUCGAAGGAGCCAUCACCACGGCAGGAGAUCAAGGAAAGUCCCGAGUCGGAGGACCAGGAGACCACCGAUGGCGAGGCAACCGAGACCGGGAGCGAGGCGGACGAAGAAGAGGCAGCCCCGGCGCCGUCACCACCGCCUAAGCCUCGCCAGCAACGGAAGCCGACAGCUAAGACCAGUGCAGCAGCAACCAGCAAGGCAGGGAAAGGUAAGAACGUCGCGAUACACCCCCCGAAGAGACCGGUCAGGAAGACCAAGGCUGCUACCCCGCCGCCGGCCGAGGGCAGCGAAACAGAAUCAGACGAUGAGUUGUAAGCGGCGCAACGAACUACCUGGUAUGGACCUUGGGUAGGACAGACGCGUCUAAACUUUAGCAACCCCUGUAUUUCAAUUCCUAAACAUGAAUCGCAACAAGUAACUAGCGCCUAUCAAACAUCUAUCCUAAAGUCUUCCGCAGGGUGACAAAAGAACAACAAAGAAAACAUACAACACCGGGGAUUCGCUGGUCACCGACCCAACUACUAAUCCGGCCCUUG